Nothobranchius furzeri (turquoise killifish) is the source of this 1519-nucleotide messenger RNA. It is a transcript of the gene six1a, whose product is annotated as SIX homeobox 1a. The record is from RefSeq and is a predicted model, not a curated record. Gene Ontology annotation, biological process: skeletal muscle fiber development; regulation of transcription by RNA polymerase II; regulation of skeletal muscle cell proliferation. Gene Ontology annotation, molecular function: DNA-binding transcription factor activity, RNA polymerase II-specific; RNA polymerase II cis-regulatory region sequence-specific DNA binding. Gene Ontology annotation, cellular component: transcription regulator complex; nucleus. Lineage: Eukaryota; Metazoa; Chordata; Actinopteri; Cyprinodontiformes; Nothobranchiidae.
ACGGAGCUGCAAACUCAGUCCUGCUCUGCUGUACAGGGUGCAGGGCAGAGGGAGAGCCAAUCACCGAAACGCACAGGCUCCCUUUAAGCCUGACAUAUCUUCAACAGGAACAAAUUGUCCCAACAAUCAACAUCCCAAUCUGCUGCGCGCAUCAGGAGGUUGGAGAGGAGUGGACACAAACAGGCCUGUGCUGCGCGGACGGACUGCGCCGGAUUGCACCGCGAGAAGAAGCUUCAAAACACCUUUUCAGACCAUAAAUCACUUUGGAUAUCAAGGUUUUGUCGCUGGAGGAGUGAACGCGGACAUCAUGUCAAUAUUACCGUCCUUCGGGUUUACGCAGGAGCAAGUGGCGUGCGUUUGCGAGGUGCUGCAGCAAGGAGGAAAUCUGGAGAGGCUCGGCCGCUUCCUGUGGUCUUUGCCCGCCUGCGAUCACCUCCACAAAAACGAAAGCGUCCUGAAAGCCAAGGCGGUAGUCGCUUUUCAUCGGGGGAACUUUAGAGAGCUUUACAAAAUCCUGGAGAGCCACCAGUUUUCUCCGCACAACCACCCGAAGCUGCAGCAGCUGUGGCUGAAGGCGCACUACGUGGAGGCGGAGAAGCUGCGCGGACGGCCGCUCGGUGCCGUGGGGAAGUACCGGGUGCGGAGGAAAUUCCCGCUGCCCCGCACGAUCUGGGACGGUGAGGAGACCAGCUACUGCUUUAAGGAGAAGUCCAGGGGAGUCCUGAGAGAGUGGUACACGCACAACCCCUAUCCAUCCCCGCGGGAGAAGAGGGAGCUGGCGGAGGCCACGGGACUGACCACCACGCAGGUCAGCAACUGGUUCAAAAACAGACGGCAGAGGGACAGAGCCGCAGAGGCCAAGGAGAGAGAGAACAGCGAAAACAACAACGCAGGCGGCAACAAACAGAACCAGCUCUCCCCUCUGGAUGGAGGAAAGUCUCUCAUGUCCAGUUCGGAGGACGAGUUUUCUCCACCCCAAAGUCCCGACCAGAACUCAGCGCUUUUGCUUCAGGGCAACAUGAGCCACCCUGGGGCCUCUUCUUACCCUAUGUCCGGCCUGGGGGGCCCUCAGCCGGUGCACGGCAUGCACGGACACCCACACCAGCUGCAGGACUCCUUGUUGGGACCUCUAACCUCCAGUCUUGUGGAUUUGGGCUCCUAAAGAAGCUGAUUAUUAUAUUUUACCAAACCAGAAAAAAGAGAACUGAUUAUUGUAUCAGAUUGAACACGUGUAUGAAACAUUGUAGUCUCCUUAUUAUAUAUAGACUGACUUAUCUGUCGUUAAAAAUUGGUUAGAACUAAUAAUGCGCUUAAUCCAAAUGCAGCCCUUCGUUUCUGCAAAACUAAAAACACAAACUGUGAUGAGACUCCAUGGAAACAGGAUUACACUUUGCUUUAUUUAUGAGAUUUUGUUAAAACAAACACUAAAAUAUAGAAACCUCCUGCGAUGGAAACUAAUAAAUAACGUUUUCAUUAGAGUCAUGGUAAUUAGUUUCCAAUAAAACUAAAGUAACGCGUU